Messenger RNA from Arvicanthis niloticus (Nile rat), 3336 nucleotides. The record is from RefSeq and is a predicted model, not a curated record. NCBI's taxonomy places the organism in Eukaryota, Metazoa, Chordata, Mammalia, Rodentia, Muridae.
CCGUUGUCGCACUCUAUGCAACUCUGGUCAGUGGCCGUUUUGUGUUGAAUGUUCCCCACCAAGAGUGCAUGGCUGCGGAAGCGAGGUGCAGUCCGAGGCCCCGAGGGGUCGCCCUCCGGGAAGCGGUGAUGCUGUUGUUGUACUUCGGGGUGCCAACCGGGCACUUCUACAACCUGGACCCGGAGAGUGCACUGCUGUACCAGGGCCCCUCCGGCACUCUGUUUGGCUAUUCGGUGGUGCUGCACAGCCACGGGACGAAGCGCUGGCUCAUCGUGGGGGCGCCCACUGCCAGCUGGCUCUCCAAUGCCUCAGUGGUCAAUCCUGGGGCGAUUUACAGAUGCAGGAUCGGAAAGAAUCCAAACCAGACCUGCGAACAGCUCCAGCUGGGUAGCCCCAGUGGUGAACCCUGCGGGAAGACAUGCUUGGAAGAGAGAGAUAACCAGUGGCUGGGGGUAACGCUUUCCAGACAGCCGGGAGAAAACGGAUCUAUCGUGACUUGUGGGCACAGGUGGAAAAAUAUAUUUUACAUGAGGAACGAUAAUAAACUCCCCACUGGCGUUUGCUACGGCAUGCCUUCUGAUUUGCGGACAGAACUUAGCAAAAGGAUUGCCCCAUGUUACCAAGAUUAUGUGAGAAAAUUUGGAGAACAUUUUGCAUCGUGUCAAGCUGGGAUAUCUAGUUUUUACACACAGGAUUUAAUUGUGAUGGGGGCCCCGGGAUCAUCAUACUGGACUGGCUCUGUCAUUGUCUACAAUAUAACUACAAACAAAUACAAAGCAUUCGUAGACAGACAGAAUCAAGUAAAAUUUGGAAGCUACUUAGGCUACUCAGUUGGAGCUGGUCAUUUUCGAAGUCCAUAUACUACCGAAGUCGUGGGGGGAGCCCCUCAACACGAACAGAUAGGGAAAGCGUAUAUAUUCAGCAUUAACGAAAGUGAACUGAACAUCAUAUAUGAAAUGAAAGGUAAAAAGCUUGGCUCAUAUUUUGGAGCUUCUGUCUGUGCAGUGGACCUCAACGCAGAUGGCUUCUCAGAUCUCCUUGUUGGAGCUCCCAUGCAGAGUACCAUCAGGGAGGAAGGAAGAGUAUUUGUGUACAUCAACUCUGGCUUGGGAGCUGUGAUGGUUGAAAUGGAAAGAGUGCUCCUUGGAAGUGACAAAUAUGCUGCAAGAUUUGGGGAAUCUAUAGCGAAUCUUGGCGACAUUGACAAUGAUGGCUUUGAAGAUGUUGCUAUUGGUGCACCACAAGAAGAUGACUUGCAAGGUGCUGUCUACAUUUAUAAUGGCCGAGUAGACGGAAUCUCCUCCACAUACUCACAGCGAAUCGAAGGACGUCAAAUUAGCAAAUCACUAAGGAUGUUUGGACAGUCUAUCUCAGGACAAAUUGAUGCAGACAACAAUGGAUAUGUUGACAUAGCGGUUGGUGCAUUUCACUCUGAUUCUGCAGUGUUGCUAAGGACAAGGCCUGUAGUGAUUGUUGAAGCAUCUUUAAGCCAUCCUGAGUCAGUAAAUAGAACAAAAUUUGACUGUACUGAAAAUGGACUUCCAUCUGUGUGCAUGGAUCUUACACUCUGUUUCUCAUAUAAGGGCAAAGAGGUCCCAGGCUACAUCGUUUUGUUUUACAAUGUGAGCUUGGACGUGCAAAGGAAGGCAGAGUCUCCGUCAAGAUUUUAUUUCUUCUCCAAUGGGACUUCUGACAUGAUUACAGGAAGCAUACGAGUUUCAAGCAGCAGAGAGAAAUGUAGGACACACCAGGCAUUCAUGCGGAAAGAUGUGCGAGACAUCCUCACCCCCAUUCAUGUGGAGGCCACAUACCACCUUGGACGUCACGUGAUCACCAGACGAAACACUGAGGAAUUCCCACCCCUCCAGCCGAUCCUUCAGCAGAAGAAAAACAAAGACAUUAUUAGAAAAAUGAUAAACUUUGCAAGGUUUUGUGCCUAUGAAAAUUGCUCUGCUGAUCUGCAAGUUUCUGCAAAAGUUGGAUUUUUGAAGCCGUAUGAAAAUAAAACCUAUCUUGCUGUUGGGAGCAUGAAGACCAUAAUGCUAAGUGUGUCCUUGUUCAAUGCUGGAGAUGACGCUUAUGGAACUACUCUGAAUGUCCACCUCCCCACAGGCCUUUAUUUCAUUAAGAUCUUAGACCUGGAAGAGAAGCAAAUAAACUGCGAAGUGACAGAAAGCUCAGGGAUAGUGAAGCUUGCUUGCAGCCUCGGUUACAUAUAUGUGGAUCGUCUCUCAAGGAUAGAUAUUAGCUUUCUCCUGGACGUGAGCUCACUCAGCAGGGCAGAUGAGGACCUCAGCAUCAGCGUGCAUGCCUCCUGUGAAAAUGAGGGUGAAUUGGACCAAGUGAAGGACAACAGAGUGACCUUAUCGAUACCUCUAAGGUAUGAGGUUAUGCUGACUGUUCACGGGUCUGUGAACCCAACUUCAUUUGUGUAUGGAUCCAGUGACGAAAACGAGCCAGAAACGUGCAUGGCAGAGAAGCUGAACCUCACCUUCUAUGUUAUAAAUACUGGCAUUAGCAUGGCUCCAAAUGUUAGUGUGAAAAUAACGGUACCAAAUUCUUUUCUUCCUCAAAAUGAUAAGUUGUUCAACGUUUUGGAUGUCCAGGCAACUACUGGGCAAUGCUAUUUUAAACACUAUGCAAGAGAGUGUACAUUCGCACAGCAAAAAGGCAUAGCGGGGACCUUGACCGAUAUAGUCAAAUUCCUAUCAAAGACUGAUAAGAGACUCCUGUAUUGCAUGCAAGCUGAUCAACACUGCUUAGACUUCUUAUGCAAUUUCGGGAAAAUGGAAAGUGGGAAGGAAGCCAGCGUUCACAUUCAGCUGGAAGGCAGGCCGUCCAUUGUGGAAAUGGAUGAAACCUCAUCACUCAAGUUUGAAAUAAAAGCAACAGCUUUUCCAGAGCCACACCCAAAGGUUAUUGAACUAAAUAAGGAUGAGAACAUUGCCCAUGUUUUCUUGGAAGGGCUCCAUCAUCAAAGACCCAAACGGCAUUUCACCAUCAUGAUUAUUACCAUGAGCUUGCUGCUUGGACUUAUUGUACUUUUAUUAAUUUCAUGUGUUAUGUGGAAGGCUGGAUUCUUUAAAAGACAGUACAAAUCUAUCCUACAAGAAGAAAACAGGAGAGACAGCUGGAGUUAUGUCAACAGCAAAAGCAAUGAUGACUGAAGACCUCUAAAUUGAGAACAUUGAAGAGAAAAGACUCAGGUUAGGAAAAAAAUCCUUUUCAUAAGAUCCGUGAUAAUUUCUCUUUUUCCAUGUGCUUAUGGUUUUGUGACAUACUCUGUCUUAGCACAGGGAAAAAUCUUCAAGAAAGAAGCUACACAAAGGUGGCUUG